AACCCAUUUCUCCAUUUCCUUCUCCUUUACAUACGCCGCAUUCUUUGCCCUUUAUUUUACUCAUGCUCUGCUAAAAUACAUCGCAAAGAGAGUCUGCUUCAUCUAAUCUUUAUCUCUAUAUCUUCAAUCAGAUCGAUAGUUCUCACACGAACAAAAAACCCCAGUUUUAAUCUCUAUUUAUUGUUCCAUUUCUGUUGUUAAAUCAUUGAAAUCAUAUAUAUUGGGGAUUGCCCUGCUCAAAGUUCUUGUGUUCUUGAGGUUUUGUUAAUGGCUGAUUGCCUGCUAUCAAGUUUAUUGUGUUCAGAAGAUAAUGGUAGUAUAUGUUAUGAUGAUGACGAUGAUCGCUAUAAUGUCGAAGAUGGAGUAUGGGGUUAUCGGAAUCAUCGAAACAUUAAUAAAAACGAGCUCUUUAUUAAGAAUCUUGAAACAGAGCACCCUGUUCUUGAUUUCCCUUUGCAAAGUGAUGACUGUUUGGCUUUGUUGAUUGAAAAAGAAUGUGAACAGUUUGUGGGUUUUGAUUAUUUGAAGAAAUUAAGAAAAGGGAACUUGGAUUUUGUUGCAAGAGAACAAGCAGUUGAUUGGAUUAGAAAGGUUCAUGCUCAUUUCAAUUUUGGACCCUUGUGUGCAUAUUUAUCCAUAAACUACUUGGACAGAUUUCUUGCUGUCUAUGAAUUCCCUAAAGACAAAGCUUGGAUGAUGCAAUUGCUAGCUGUAGCUUGUUUAUCACUUGCAUCCAAAAUGGAAGAGACUGAAGUACCCCUCAUUCUUGAUUUACAGGUUUGUGAAGCAAGAUUUGUAUUUGAAGCAAAAACCAUUCAAAAAAUGGAGCUUCUUGUGUUGACCACAUUAAAAUGGAGGAUGCAAACAGUGACCCCAUUUUCUUUUAUAGAUGCUUUCAUUGGGAAACUUGAUUGUGAUCAACCCAUUUCAAGAUCCUUAAUUUUGAGAUCAACCCAACUCAUAUUAUGCUUAAUUAAUGGGAUUGACUUCUUGGAGUUCAGACCUUCUGAGAUUGCAGCAGGAGUGGCAAUUUCUGUUGUUGGACAACCUCAAAUCUCUGCCCUCCUUAAACAUGUACAAAAGGAGAGGGUUCUUAAAUGUGUGGAAAUGGUGAAUGUGUUGAAUGGUGGUUGUACCAAGAGCAUAAAGAGUGGUACCUUGCCACAAAGUCCCAUUGGUGUUCUUGAAGCUGCAAGCUUAAGUUACAACAAGAGUGAUGAUUCAACUACUAGUAAAAGGAGAAGGCUCAAUAAUAGAACACCAUCUCAAUUGGUGCUUUAGAUUGUUUUUUAUUUAUUUAUUUAUAA
Molecule: messenger RNA, 1307 nt
Organism: Cynara cardunculus var. scolymus (artichoke)
Lineage: Eukaryota; Viridiplantae; Streptophyta; Magnoliopsida; Asterales; Asteraceae
Product: cyclin-D4-1-like
Exons: 6
Coding region: 268-1281 (337 amino acids)
Biological process (GO): mitotic cell cycle phase transition; regulation of cyclin-dependent protein serine/threonine kinase activity
Cellular component (GO): cyclin-dependent protein kinase holoenzyme complex; cytoplasm; nucleus
Molecular function (GO): cyclin-dependent protein serine/threonine kinase regulator activity
Source: RefSeq, a predicted model, not a curated record